Messenger RNA from Engraulis encrasicolus (European anchovy), 1637 nucleotides. Its product is annotated as adhesion G-protein coupled receptor G2-like. Gene Ontology annotation, biological process: adenylate cyclase-activating G protein-coupled receptor signaling pathway; cell surface receptor signaling pathway. Gene Ontology annotation, molecular function: G protein-coupled receptor activity. NCBI's taxonomy places the organism in Eukaryota, Metazoa, Chordata, Actinopteri, Clupeiformes, Engraulidae. The record is from RefSeq and is a predicted model, not a curated record. The transcript is spliced from 11 exons. Bases 1 to 1632 code for a protein of 543 amino acids. Gene Ontology annotation, cellular component: plasma membrane.
AUGCUGGUGGUGGGACGCAAUGCUGGCAAGGAGAUCAACUGCUACAACUGCACAUGGCCUGGAAAUGACACCAAUCGGAUGGAUACGAAAUUAGACCUAAACAUCACAGAAGGCCUCAUUGAAGAGAAUGGGGUGGUAUCCGCCCACCAAGCCAAUUUGAUCUUGUUUCUUGCUGGCAGUGAUGUACUGGAGAGCAUGAAGUCUCUCCUGGACAGCAUAGGCGAUGCCUCUACUGCAGCUGUGACUAUAGGUGACACUGACAUCACAGGCAGCGUCGCCAAGGUGAAAAGCAAGAAGGACAUCACUAUUGCUUUCUCGAAACAAAUCGACAAUGAGAUGCUGUUGUCCAAUCCACAUGCAUCAAAGCAGAUUUUCAGAUGGUCCAUCGACAUCCCCGCAGAAGCACUGGCUAUGUCCGGGUCAGCCAACAACGGAUCUGGAGUUGUUUCCAUUCUGCGCUUUCCCAACAUCAGUCCGGAUGCCAAAAACAGCUCCGUUUUGGGCGCGGUGUACGGUGUGUCCAUGGCUGCCCCGAUCAGCAACCUGAAGAACAAAAUAAAGAUCUACUUUGAAAACAACAAAUGGGAGGGAUAUAAUGUGACCUGCAACUCCUGGAAUGGUGUUGGGAACCAAACGAACUGGACGGAGGAUGGCUGCACCACGCUGGAGACUGACAGCACCAUAACAUGCCAGUGCUCCCAUCUCACCUUCUUUGCCAUCCUCAUGAGUCUUCCGGGUAAUGGCACCAUUUCAGAGUCUGACCUGAGCAACCUGACGUACAUCAGCUACAUCGGCUGUGGCCUUUCCCUCUUCUUCCUGGGGGUGGCGCUCUUCAUGCACUUCCUAUUACGCAGGGGCAAGUCCAGCCAGUCCGUCCAGGUGUUGAUGAACGUGUUUGUGGCUCUCUUCCUCCUCAACCUCACCUUCCUGACCAACGAGUGGGUGGCCAACACGGGCAGCUACGUGGGGUGUGUCGCCAUAGCGAUGCUCAUGCACUACUCCAUGCUGGCAACGUUCACCUGGUUCGCCAUGCAAGCGCUCCACCUCUACCUGCACCUGGUCAUGAUGCUCGACAUCAAGACCUUCAAACACUACAUGCUCAAGAUGUGUCUCCCCGCCUGGAUCUGCCCUGCGUUGGUGGUCAUUGUAAUCGCCGCUCUGGACAAGUACCAACUAGUGGACAUCAACACCAGCAGUGGCAAGGGGGCCAAAAUGUGCUGGACCAAAGACAUGCUGGUGCACUACGCAGUGAACAUCGGAUACUACGCCCUCGUCUUCCUCUUCUCCAUGGGCAUCUUCGUCGUCAUGGUGCAGAGGAUCUGCAUGGCCCGCAAGAUGCAGAGCAAGGACGUCAAGCAGCCGUCGACCUCCAAGAACCUGUCGAUCAUCAUGAGCCUGCUGUUCCUGCUGGGCAUCACCUGGGGAGUGGCUUUCUUCAGCUACGGGCCCAUGCUCAUACCCUCCUACUACAUCUUCUGCAUCCUCAACUCCUUCCAAGGCCUGUUCCUCUUCAUCUACUACUACAACAACAGCAGAGACGUGAUGGACGGCAUGAAGCACGAGAACCCUUUCAAGAGCAGCACCUCCUCCAGCACCAGCGCUUCAAGCAACACCUACGUCACCAACGACUAACCUAG